AUGAAGGACUGCGAGUACCAGCAGAUCAGCCCCGGGGCCGCUGCGCCCGCCGCGCCCCCCGGCCCGGGCCCCGGGCCCCCUCCGGCCGCCGGGGAGCCGCGCUGGAGCGGCAGCGGGAGCCUGGGCCGCCGCCCGCAGCGCAAGUGGGAGGUGUUCCCGGGCCGCAACCGCUUCUACUGCGGCGGCCGCCUCAUGCUGGCCGGCCACGGCGGCGUCUUCGCGCUCACGCUGCUGCUCAUCCUCGCCACCACCGUCCUCUUCUUCGUCUUCGACUGUCCCUUUCUGGCCCAUAAGCUGACCCCUGCAAUCCCUGUCAUCGCUGCCAUCCUUUUCUUCUUUGUCAUGAGCUGCCUGCUACAGACGAGUUUCACCGACCCUGGAAUCCUGCCUCGGGCCACCGUCUACGAGGCUGCUGCCUUAGAGAAGCAGAUAGACAACACAGGCAGCUCUACUUACAGGCCACCGCCUCGGACUCGGGAGGUGAUGAUCAAUGGGCAGAUGGUGAAGCUGAAGUACUGCUUCACUUGCAAGAUGUUUCGGCCACCCCGGACCUCUCACUGCAGUGUCUGUGACAACUGUGUGGAACGGUUCGACCAUCACUGCCCCUGGGUAGGCAACUGUGUGGGGAAACGGAACUACCGCUUCUUCUAUGCGUUUAUUCUCUCCCUCUCCUUCCUGACGGCCUUCAUCUUCACCUGUGUGGUCACCCACCUGACACUGCGCUCUCAGGGAAGCAACUUCCUCUCCACUCUGAAGGAGACACCAGCAAGUGUUCUGGAGCUGGUGAUCUGCUUCUUUUCCAUCUGGUCCAUCCUGGGCCUCUCAGGGUUUCACACUUACCUCGUCGCCUCCAACCUGACAACCAACGAAGAUAUCAAAGGCUCAUGGUCCAGCAAGAGGGGUGGUGAGUCUUCAGUCAAUCCCUACAGCCAUAAAAGUGUUAUCACCAACUGCUGCUCCAUUCUCUGCGGCCCCCUACCUCCCAGCCUAAUUGACCGGAGGGGAUUUGUGCAGUCCGACACCAUGUUGCCCUCGCCUGUCAGAAGUGACGAUCCUGCCUUCGGAGCCAAGCCUGACGCCAGCAUGGUAGGAGGCCACCCCUGAAUCGACUCAGUUUUUGCCAGCCUCUGGCCAGUCCACCCCUCUGCACUCAGCUGCCAGGACCCACCCUGCACCAUCCAGGGGAGCAGAGCUGCCAGACUCCAGUCUUGUCAUAUUUAUUUCCCACCCUGCCUGGCUUCCCGAACCCUUCCUGCUCUUUGGCUGUACCCUCUGCUCCUAAAAUCAGGUUCCUAUGGGCUGGGGCCCAUGUGCCCUCAGCUGAUGAGUGACAGGAGAGAGGGCAAAGGGCACUAUGCCUGGUCUGCCUGGCCCUGAGCACCUGAGGGUGCAACUGAGUGGGAUUCCAAGAGGGGUCCUGGCCAUGCUGAGCUGGGCCCUGGGGGCAGUGUAGGAUCUUUCAGAUGGUCUCUAUUUGUUCUUCCAUGGAUCUAUGGGAAUUUUUUGGUCUGUACUUGGCCAGUCAGAUGGAGCUGGAAUUGCAAGUAGAAAAGGCAGCAUUGGGUGGAGGGCGGCAACCUGCUUGGCCUUGGUGGCACACUAGGAAGACUGGGCCUUGCCCUCUCUGCUGUGGAGGGCUCUGCAAGAGACCCAGCUUGAACCUCCCAUCUGAACCUCCACCUCCUGCCCAAGUAAGGUCUGGGGAAAGGCAGGUUUUAUUCCUGCUGGCAGUACUUGAAACGGGUUUAUUAAUGCUGGGUAUUUUGCACAAUUUUAUAGACCUCUUUUCUACGUAGCACUUUUUAAAUGGAAGAAAAUAAAGCAGCCCCACUGCUCUCUGAGUAAUGCCAGGGGACAUGCUCUCAGAAGGCAGCUGGUUUUAGUAAGUUUAGUACGAGGCCUCCUGGCUCGGGGUGCGUGUAAGAAUGUGUGCAUGCGAGCGUGUGUGCACCUGCCCACUUGUGUGUGGCGAUUCUCACCUCCCUUGGGCUGCCCCAUCUUCCUUGAGUGUGAGCCAGCAGCAGCAAGAACAGCCUGAGCCAUGGUGAUGGGAGCAUGUGCAUUGGUCAUAAGACCCCCAUGCCCCUGCUGAGCACCCAUCUUCCUCUUCUCUCCAUGUACUUCAGAGAAUCAGUGACUAAAACUCUGACGCCACCACUACCCUGCCCUCCCCCAGCACCCCCACCCAACCCACUGGUUAGGCUUCCGCCUGGUACAUGUCCAGACGAGCUGGGACUGGGUGUGGUAGAUGGGGUAAUGGCUGUGGGGAGCGGCUGCCUCUGACAGGCCAUACCCCCUUCUCAGCUCUGAGCAUGGCACCCAGUGCUGAGGCAAGGGGACAGGGCACUCCUGCCACUGGCACCCUCCAUCCAGAAGCAAGGAAGGAAGGAAAAGGUGGGGUAAGAGGCAAGGGAAGAGUGGCUGACUUGGAGCAGGAGCAGUAGUACAAAUGGUAGGACGCUUUCCUUGCAUGUGAAUGACCCAGGUUCGAAUUCUGUCAUCCCAUAUGGUCCCCUGAGCACUGCCAAGAGUGGUUCCUGAGUGCAGAAACAGGAAUAACCCCUAAGCAUUGCUAGGUGUGGCCCCAAAACAAGAAGAGUGACCAACUCGGGGCCAGACAUAGGAUGCUUCUUUGCUAGGAGUUCUCAUUCCUUAUCAGAAUUAUGGAAGACUGUCCCUCUGUCACUUGGCCUUCAGGUGGGAUAGCAGCAUAAUAGUGUUGUAGCUUGUUUCUUGCAUCUUGUCCUACCUUGCUCUGGAGGCUCUUGGGUCACACGAAGCUGAGAAGUGGCAGCCACAGUGGUCCCCAAUUGAUCAAGGUUCUCCCAGUGAGGCCACAGUGGCCCUGGGAGUCAGGCAGAAGCUGACUAGAGAAAGCGAUUCCCACGUACCUUCUACUAUUUAAACCAGUAUUCUUGUUCUUGCUUGUAAUAAAACUUCUGUUUAUAAGA
Suncus etruscus (white-toothed pygmy shrew) is the source of this 2951-nucleotide messenger RNA. RefSeq names its product zinc finger DHHC-type palmitoyltransferase 18 (gene ZDHHC18). Gene Ontology annotation, biological process: protein targeting to membrane; peptidyl-L-cysteine S-palmitoylation. Gene Ontology annotation, molecular function: protein-cysteine S-palmitoyltransferase activity. NCBI's taxonomy places the organism in Eukaryota, Metazoa, Chordata, Mammalia, Eulipotyphla, Soricidae. The record is from RefSeq and is a predicted model, not a curated record. The coding region runs from base 1 to 1104 and encodes 367 amino acids. The transcript has 8 exons. Gene Ontology annotation, cellular component: endoplasmic reticulum; Golgi apparatus.